AUGCGCAGUGCAACAUAAGAAGAACUAAAAUAGAGAGCCAAGUAAAAUGAAAUCUCUUCAGGAGAGGAAGAAGUGCUUUCAGAUUCAGAUGAAGAGUGCGAUCCAGAAAAUUAUAAUUUUUUAAUGUCUUAAGUUGAUUUGGCAGCAUUAACUUAUGGGAUUGUGUAAGAAGAUCAGAAAGGACAGGAAAUAAACCUAAGAGAGAGAGUUAGCACUCAGUAACUAAAGUAAGAAGUCAAUCAUGUGAACCAGCAUAUUAGUGGAAAUCACUAAAAUAUUACUAGCGUUCCUAAUCCAAUCAAAUUGCUUGUUUCAAAACAAAAGAGAAGAUAUAACUACAACGGAUUUAAUUUAGAUCUAACUUGUAUUACUAUUAACUUAUGAUAGAUAUUACUGAAAAGAUAAUAGCAAUGGGGUUUCCUGCUGAGAAUAUUGAAUCAAUAUAUCGAAACUCAAUGCAGGAUGUAAGGAGGUUUUUUGAUUCUGUUCACCCUGGACACUAUAAGGUGUACAAUCUUUGUGAAGAAAGAAAAUAUGAUCAUUCAAAUUUUAAUCAAGUAGCAGAGUUCCCUUUUUAAGAUCAUUAAGCUCCAACAUUCUCUUUGAUAUAUGAAUUUUGCUUAGAUUUGGUAUGAUUAGUAGUUAUCAAAUAGGAUUAUUGGUUAAAAUUACAUGAAAAGAAUGUGGCUGGAAUACAUUGUAAAGCUGGAAAAGUAAUGAAAUAUUAUAACUAAGGGUCGAACUGGGGUGAUGAUCUGUUGCUACAUGCUAUAUGCUCGUUAAUUUACAAAUGCCUAUGAUUCAAUGAGAUACUAUGGAAUGAUAAGGACAAAAAAUAAGAAAGUAAAAUAAGAGAGUUAUAUUCUUAUAGGGUGUAACAAUUCCAUCUUAAAUUCGAUACAUAUUUUAUUUCGAGAAGGCCCUCAACAACAAAUGGGUGCCAAACGAUAUGCCAAAUAAAUAGGUUGAACUUGUUAAGAUUCGAGUGAUACCAGUCCCAAAUGUAAAUUUCUUCGGUGGUUGUGGUCCUUGGUUUCGUAUUUAGAACAAAGAUAAAGAGUAUUCAUCAAAGAAUUAAUUCUCUGUGAGGGAAUAUAAAUUAGAACCCUACAUAGAAUUUAAAUUAAAAGACAUAAUAUUGCAAGGGGAUGUGAUGUUAUAAUUUUUAAAUUAAGGCUUCUUGUCAAGGUAAAUAUAUACAAAAAUAUUUGAGCAAUCAAAAGUUAUUUUAAGCAUGGUUUAAUUGUGAUUUCUUUGACUACACAGGUAUAUUAAUGAUAGAUAAAUUUAUGCUGGAUAAAGCUUGCAAAGUAUAUUACAUAUAUAUUCAAGGAUAAAUCAGGUAAGACCUUUUAGAAGGACUUUCGUAUUGAGUUACAUGUAGUAGAAGUUAAUCAAGAGAACAAAUCGUUUAAUUCUGUACAUAACAAUAGUAAUUUCUAAAGUACUCAUAAAAAUUUUGGAUUUUGA
Molecule: messenger RNA, 1470 nt
Organism: Paramecium octaurelia
Lineage: Eukaryota; Ciliophora; Oligohymenophorea; Peniculida; Parameciidae
Source: the annotation of a GenBank genome assembly